Terrapene triunguis (Three-toed box turtle) is the source of this 14951-nucleotide messenger RNA. It is a transcript of the gene LRP1B, whose product is annotated as LDL receptor related protein 1B. Gene Ontology annotation, molecular function: calcium ion binding; protein binding. The transcript has 91 exons. The record is from RefSeq and is a predicted model, not a curated record. NCBI's taxonomy places the organism in Eukaryota, Metazoa, Chordata, Testudines, Emydidae. The coding region runs from base 63 to 13763 and encodes 4566 amino acids.
AUUUACUGAGUGUGCAGCCAAGCAACCCCGGCAGAGGAGGACGCUUCAAUCCGGCUACAACAAUGUCUGAGUUUCUUUUAGCCUUAGUAGCGAUCUCAGGAUUAUUUCCUGUUGCUAAGGUGCUGGCAGUGGGAGCCGAUCGAGAAGAACAGCUGUGUGACAUAGGAGAGUUUCUUUGCGAUGAUCAUGUGACUUGUGUGUCUCAAAAUUGGCUAUGUGAUGGAGAACCCGACUGUCCAGAUGAUUCAGAUGAGUCUUUAGAUACCUGUCCAGAGGAAAUAGAAUUCAAGUGUCCCCUGAAUCAUAUUACUUGCAUCGGUACAAACAGAUGUAUUCACUUGUCCCAACUCUGCAAUGGUGUAUAUGACUGUUCAGAUGGGUAUGAUGAAGGAGUACAUUGUCGGGAAUUAUUACCCAAAUGCCAACAGAUGAAUUGCCAAUACAAAUGUAGUAUUUCAAGGAAUGGCACCGGCUGUUACUGUGAGGAUGGAUAUGAAGUAGGCGAUGAUGGAAGAAACUGCAAAGAUUUAGAUGAAUGUAAUGUGUAUGGGGCCUGUAGCCAAACCUGUAUGAAUACAGAUGGAUCAUAUGCAUGUAGCUGUGUGGAGGGUUAUGUACUUCAGCCUGACAACAAAUCUUGCAAGGCCAAAAAUGAGCCCAGUGAUAGACCUCCAAUUCUUCUGAUUGCAAGCUCUGAAACUAUUGAUGUAUUAUAUCUUAAUGGAAGUCAAGUUUCUACUCCAAACUCAGUGAAAGGAAAUGGAAUUAAUACACUGGAUUUUAUAUACAAUAAGGACAUAAUUUGUUGGAUUGAAUCGAGAGAAUCUUCAAGUCAGCUGAAAUGUACCAAGAUAUCAAAAUCUGGGAGAUUAACAGAUGAAUGGAUAAUAAACAUUGCUCAGUAUCUUCACAAUGUACAACAAAUGGCAAUCGACUGGCUCACUGGAAAUUUUUAUUUUGUGGAUCAUGUCAGUGACAGAAUCUUUGUGUGUAAUCACAAUGGAACUGUGUGCAUUACCCUGAUUGAUCUUGAUCUUCAAAACCCUAAGGCAAUAGCUGUUGAUCCAACAUCAGGAAAACUUUUCUUUACCGACUAUGGGAAUGUUGCCAAAAUUGAGAGAUGUGACAUGGAUGGGAUGAAUAGAACAAGAAUAGUAGAAUCUAAAAUUGAGCAGCCAACCGCUCUUGCAGUUGAUCUGGUCAAUAAAUAUGUUUACUGGAUAGACAUAUAUCUGGACUACAUAGAAGUUGUUGACUAUCAAGGAAGAAAGAGGCAUACAAUAAUUCAAGGCCGACAAGUUAGGCAUCUUUAUAGUUUAACAGUAUUUGAAAACUAUCUAUAUGCAACUAAUUCAGAUAACUUCAGCAUCUUACAAAUAAACAGAUACAAUCGCACAGAUGUUCAGUCACUGAUUAGACUUGAAAAUGCAAGAGAGAUCCAUGUCUAUCAGAAAAGAACGCAACCAUCAGUCAGAAGCCAUGCAUGUGAAGUAGACCCAUAUGGAAUGCCAGGGGGAUGUUCGCACAUCUGUCUGCUCAGCAGCAACUACAAAACACGGACUUGUCGCUGCAGGACUGGCUUCGUCUUGGGAAGUGAUGGCAGGUCAUGCAAAAGACCAAAGAAUGAGUUGUUCCUGUUUUAUGGGAAGGGACGCCCGGGAAUCAUACGAGGAAUGGACCUGAAUUCCAAAGUUGCUGAUGAAUACAUGAUCCCCAUAGAAAACCUGGUCAACCCUCGUGCUCUGGACUUCCAUGCAGAGACCAAUUACAUCUACUUCGCUGACACUACAAGCUUCCUGAUUGGGCGACAGAAAAUUGAUGGCACAGAGCGUGAGACAAUCUUGAAAGAUGAUCUUGAUAAUGUUGAAGGCAUAGCAGUGGACUGGAUUGGAAAUAAUUUGUACUGGACAAAUGAUGGCCACAGGAAAACAAUUACUGUAGCCAGAUUGGAGAAAGCCUCUCAAAGUCGAAAAAUUUUGUUAGAGGGAGAUAUGUCUCAUCCGAGAGGAAUUGUCGUUGAUCCUGUCAAUGGCUGGAUGUAUUGGACAGACUGGGAGGAAGAUGAAAUAGAUGACAGUGUGGGAAGAAUCGAGAAGGCAUGGAUGGAUGGCUACAGCCGGCAGAUUUUUGUGACAUCAAAGAUGCUGUGGCCAAAUGGUUUAACUCUGGACUAUCAUACAAAUGUAUUGUACUGGUGUGAUGCCUAUUAUGAUCACAUUGAAAGAAUAUUUUUGAAUGGAACUGACAGAAAGGUAGUCUACAAUGGGAAGGAGCUGAAUCAUCCUUUUGGGCUAUCACAUCAUGGAAAUUAUAUUUUCUGGACAGAUUAUAUGAAUGGCUCUAUUUUUCAGUUGGAUCUGAUGAUGAGGAAUGUAACGCUACUAAGAAGUGAGAGACCACCUCUCUUUGGACUUCAGAUUUAUGAUCGCUACAAGCAGCAAGGUGACAAUGCAUGUCGUGUUAAUAAUGGAGGCUGCAGCACUCUUUGUUUAGCCAUUCCUGGAGGCAGAGUUUGUGCCUGUGCUGAUCAUCAGCGCCUAGAGGAAAACAGUACAAUGUGCAUGAUUAAUCCUGGAGAAGUGUUACCUCAGUUGUGCAAACCUGGAGAAUUUCAGUGUAACAACAAGCGCUGUAUCCAGGACCGCUGGCGCUGUGAUGGAGAUGAUGAUUGUUUGGAUGCCAGUGAUGAGCAUUCAGAAAUUUGCUUCAAUCAUAGCUGUCCUGAUGAUCAGUUUAAGUGCCAGAAUAACCGCUGCAUCCCCAAGAGGUGGCUUUGCGAUGGAGCUAAUGAUUGUGGCAAUAAUGAAGAUGAAUCAAAUGAAACCUGUGCAGCAAGAACAUGUCAAGUUGAUCAGUUUUCUUGUGGGAAUGGACGUUGUAUUCCAAAAUCGUGGUUGUGUGAUAGGGAGGAUGACUGUGGUGAUGAAACAGAUGAAAUGGCAUCAUGUGAAUUCCCAACCUGUGAACCACUAACUCAAUUUAUAUGCAAAAAUGGAAGAUGUGUUAGCAGCAAAUGGCACUGUGACUCAGAUGACGACUGUGGCGACAGGAGUGAUGAGUUGGGUUGUGUUCACUCAUGCUCCAGUAACCAGUUCAGAUGCUCCAAUGGCAGAUGUAUACCAAGUCACUGGGCUUGUGAUGGUGACAAUGACUGUGGAGACUUCAGUGAUGAAACCAAAACAAACUGCACCAAAGAAGAAACUCCCUCUCCUGGAGGAUGCAAUGAGAAAGAAUUUCAGUGUAACCCUGAUGGGAAUUGUGUUCCUGUGUUGUGGCGCUGUGAUGGAGAAAAGGAUUGUGAAGAUGGCAGCGAUGAAAAGGGCUGUAAUGGAACUAUACGCUUGUGUGAUGAGAGAACCAAGUUUUCCUGCAAGAAUACAGGUAAAGAUGAAGAUGGAAGUUCUCUAGAAGCACUUUUGAUUGAAUGGAGAUGCAUUAGCAAAGCGUGGCUAUGUGAUGGAGAUAUUGAUUGUGACGAUCAGUCUGAUGAGGAUAAUUGCGAGAGCUAUAUGUGUGGACCACCAAAAUAUCCUUGUGCUAAUGAUACCUCCAUCUGCCUACAGCCUGAGAAGCUCUGUAAUGGGAGAAGAGAUUGUCCUGAUGGAUCUGAUGAAGGCGACCUUUGUGAUGAAUGUUCGCUUAACAAUGGUGGAUGUAGCCACCAGUGUUCUGUAGUUCCUGGAAGAAGAAUUGUGUGUUCCUGCCCUCCAGGACUUUAUCUAAAUCCAGACAACAAAACCUGUGAAAUUGUGGAUUACUGUACCAAACAUCUUAAGUGUAGUCAACUGUGUGAACAGCACAAACAGAGUGUCAAGUGCUCCUGUUAUGAAGGCUGGAAGAUCAAUAAUGAUGGUGAAAGUUGCACUAGUAUUGAUCCAUUUGAAGCUUUCAUCAUUUUUUCCAUUCGUCACGAGAUCAGAAAGAUUGAUCUUCACAAGCGAGACUACAGUCUCUUAGUUCCUGGUUUAAGAAACACAAUAGCACUUGAUUUUCAUUUCAAUCAGAACUUACUGUACUGGACGGAUGUGGUGGAAGAUAAAAUUUACCGAGGCAAGCUUUCUGAAACUGGAGGUGUGAGUGCCAUUGAAGUCGUAGUGCAACAUGGCCUGGCCACUCCCGAGGGUCUUACAGUAGAUUGGAUUGCAGGAAACAUAUACUGGAUAGACAGCAAUUUGGAUCAAAUUGAAGUAGCAAAAUUAGAUGGCACUUUGAGAACAACAUUAAUAGCAGGCGCUAUGGAGCAUCCCAGAGCUAUUGCCUUAGACCCUAGAUAUGGAAUUCUGUUUUGGACAGACUGGGAUGCUAAUUUUCCUCGCAUUGAGUCUGCUUCCAUGAGUGGGGCAGGAAGAAAAAUCAUCUAUAAAGACAUGGAUACCGGAGCCUGGCCUAAUGGUCUUACUGUUGAUCACUUUGAAAAAAGAAUAGUAUGGACAGAUGCUAGGUCUGAUGCAAUUUAUUCUGCAUUAUAUGAUGGAACUGGCAUGAUAGAGAUCAUACGAGGUCAUGAAUAUCUUUCUCACCCCUUUGCUGUCUCUUUGUAUGGAAGUGAAGUGUAUUGGACUGACUGGAGGACCAAUACAUUGUCAAAAGCCAAUAAAUGGACUGGGCAAAAUGUUAGUGUGAUACAGAAAACCAGUGCACAGCCUUUUGACCUUCAAAUAUAUCAUCCAAGUCGUCAACCACAAGCUCCUAAUCCUUGUGCUGCUAACAAUGGCAGAGGUCCGUGUUCUCAUAUGUGUCUGAUCAAUCACAAUAGAAGUGCCGCAUGUACAUGUCCUCAUCUGAUGAAACUGUCCAUAGACAAGAAAACAUGUUAUGAAAUGAAGAAAUUUCUUCUUUAUGCAAGACGGUCAGAAAUAAGAGGUGUGGAUAUAGAGAAUCCAUACUUCAACUUCAUCACUGCCUUCACGGUCCCUGACAUUGAUGAUGUCACGGUCAUAGAUUUUGAUGCAGCAGAGGAACGCUUGUACUGGACUGAUGUAAAAACACAAACCAUCAAGCGUGCUUUUAUUAAUGGGACUGGAUUGGAAACAGUUAUCUCAAGAGAUAUUCAGAGUAUUAGAGGCCUUGCAGUGGAUUGGGUGUCACGAAAUUUGUACUGGAUUAGCUCGGAGUUUGAUGAAACUCAAAUUAAUGUGGCACAUUUAGAUGGUUCUUUGAAAACCUCAAUCAUCCAUGGAAUUGAUAAACCCCAGUGUCUUGCAGUUCACCCUGUCAGGGGGAAGCUUUACUGGACUGAUGGGAACACAAUUAAUAUGGCAAACAUGGAUGGCAGUAACAGCAAAAUACUCUUUCAGAAUCAAAAAGACCCAGUUGGUCUAUCGAUAGAUUAUCUGGAGAACAAGCUUUAUUGGAUCAGUUCAGGAAAUGGAACCAUAAAUAGAUGCAACCUGGAUGGUAGUAAUUUAGAAAUAAUAGAGUCAAUGAAAGAAGAAUUAACAAAAGCCACAGCUUUAACCAUCAUGGAUAAAAAACUCUGGUGGGCAGACCACAACCUAGCUCAGCUGGGUACCUGCAACAAAAGAGAUGGAAGAACCCCCAUUGUCCUGCGAAACAAGACUUCAGGGGUUGUACAUAUGAAAGUGUAUGAUAAAGCAGCACAGCAAGGUAGCAAUUCCUGUCAACUAAACAAUGGUGGGUGUUCCCAGCUUUGCUUACCAACAUCAGAAACGACCAGAACAUGCAUGUGUACAGUGGGUUAUAACCUCCGAAAAAAUCGUAUGUCAUGUCAAGGUAUUGAGUCAUUCCUCAUGUAUUCUGUUCAUGAAGGAAUUAGAGGAAUUCCUCUUGAUCCAAAUGACAAAAUGGAUGCUUUAAUGCCCAUAUCUGGAACUUCAUUUGCUGUGGGUAUAGAUUUCCAUGGAGGAAAUGACACAAUUUACUGGACUGACAUGGGUUUCAACAAAAUUAGCAGAGCUAGACGAGACCAGACCUGGAAAGAAGACAUCAUUUCAAAUGGCUUGGGAAGGGUUGAAGGCAUAGCAGUGGAUUGGAUAGCGGGUAACAUAUAUUGGACAGAUCAUGGCUUCAACUUAAUUGAAGUUGCUAGACUCAAUGGCUCAUUCCGAUACGUAAUUAUAUCCCAGGGUCUGGACCAGCCAAGAUCCAUAGCAGUGCACCCAGAAAAAGGGUAUUUGUUCUGGACGGAAUGGGGACAGACUCCCUGCAUAGGCAAGGCACGGUUAGAUGGGUCUGAGAAGGUUGUGCUUGUGAGCUUGGGGAUUGCCUGGCCUAAUGGAAUCUCCAUUGACUAUGAGGAAAAUAAAUUAUACUGGUGUGAUGCUCGUACAGACAAGAUAGAAAGAAUCGACCUUGAGAGUGGAGGGAACCGGGAGAUUGUGCUGUCAGGGAGCAAUGUGGAUAUGUUUUCAGUAGCAGUCUUUGGAGCUUACAUCUACUGGUCUGACAGAGCACAUGCUAAUGGCUCGAUCAGAAGAGGUCAUAAGAAUGAUGCCACAGAUGCUGUGACCAUGAGGACUGGCCUAGGAAUAAACCUGAAGGAAGUGAAAGUUUUUAACAGACAACAAGAAAAAGGUACUAAUGUUUGUGCCAAGAACAAUGGUGGAUGUCAGCAACUUUGUCUGUAUCGAGGAAAUGCACAGAGAACGUGUGCUUGUGCACAUGGCUAUCUUGGAGAGGAUGGAGUUACUUGUCUGAGACAUGAAGGUUACUUGCUGUAUUCAGGAAGGACGAUAUUAAAAAGUAUACAUCUUUCAGAUGAGACCAAUUUAAAUUCACCAGUAAGGCCAUAUGAAAAUCCAGACUACUUCAAAAAUGUGAUAGCAUUGGCUUUUGACUACAACCUGAAAGGAACGGGUACUAACCGUAUCUUCUUUAGUGAUGCACAUUUUGGAAAUAUACAACUUAUUAAAGACAACUGGGCCGGCAGAAAAGUGAUAAUUGAAAAUGUAGGUUCUGUGGAAGGACUUGCCUAUCAUAGAGCUUGGGAUACUCUCUAUUGGACCAGCUCUACUACAUCAUCUAUCACAAGACAUACAGUUGACCAGAAACGACGAGGAGCUUUCAACAGGGAAGCAGUAAUAACAAUGUCUGAAGAUGAUCAUCCACAUGUAUUAGCUCUUGAUGAAUGCCAAAAUUUAAUGUUUUGGACUAACUGGAAUGAGCAGCAUCCAAGCAUCAUGAGAUCUACCCUUUCUGGGAAAAAUGCACAGGUUAUUAUCAGUACUGAUAUUCUCACACCAAAUGGACUUACCAUUGAUCACAGUGCAGAGAAACUCUACUUUUCAGAUGGCAGCCUGGGAAAAAUAGAGAGGUGUGAAUAUGAUGGGUCACAGAGAUACGUAAUUGUCAAGUCUGGACCAGGCACUUUUCUUAGCCUGGCUGUAUAUCAUGACUAUAUCUUUUGGUCAGACUGGGUGAGACGAGCUAUUCUUCGCUCCAAUAAAUAUACAGGAGGAGAUACAAAAGUUCUUCGAUCUGAUAUACCACAUCAGCCAAUGGGCAUCAUUGCUGUUGCCAAUGAUACUAACAGUUGUGAACUGUCUCCCUGUGCACAAAUGAAUGGAGGCUGUCAUGACUUAUGCCUUCUGACUCCUGAUGGUCGAGUGAACUGUUCAUGUAGGGGGGAUCGAAUGCUGAUAGAUGACAACAGAUGUGUGACUAAAAACUCCACAUGCAACAUUUACUCUGAGUUUGAAUGUGGAAAUGGUGAAUGCAUUGACUAUCAACUAACCUGUGAUGGCGUUGCUCAUUGUAAGGACAAAUCGGAUGAAAAACUAUUUUAUUGCGAAAACAGAAGCUGUCGGAGAGGUUUUAGGCCUUGUUACAAUCGCCGUUGUAUUUCAAACAACAAAAUGUGUGAUGGCACAAAUGAUUGUGGUGACAACUCUGAUGAAUUGGACUGUAAAGAUUCAAUCUGUGCUUCAACAGAAUUUCUCUGUGCAGAAGGGAUUUGCAUUGCAAAAUCAGCACAAUGCAACCAGGUCAUUGAUUGUGCAGAUGCUUCAGAUGAAAAGAACUGCAAUAACACAGACUGCACUAAUUUCUAUAAGCUUGGAGUAAAAUCCACAGGGUUUAUUAGUUGUAAUUCUACUUCACUUUGUAUACUACCAGAAUGGAUAUGUGAUGGAUCUAACGACUGUGGAGAUUAUACAGAUGAAUUAAAAUGUCCAGUUCGAAACAAACCCAUAUGUGAAGAAAAUUAUUUUGGAUGUCCUAGUGGAAGAUGUAUUCUGAACACAUGGCUGUGUGAUGGACAAAAAGAUUGUGAGGAUGGAGUUGAUGAAUUGCAUUGUGAUUCUUCUUGUUCAUGGAAUCAAUUUGCUUGCUCAGCACACAAAUGUAUCUCUAAGCAGUGGACUUGUGAUGGUGAAGAUGACUGUGGAGAUGGCUUAGAUGAGAGUGAUGCUAUUUGUGCAUCGGUAACCUGUGCUGCAGACACGUUCAGUUGCCUAGGUUCCCAUGCCUGUGUCCCUCAACACUGGCUUUGUGAUGGUGAAAGGGACUGUCCUAAUGGAAGUGAUGAACUAUCUACAGCAGGCUGUGCUCCUAAUAACACCUGUGAUGAGAACUCUUUCACAUGCCGUAAUAAACUCUGCAUUCCCAAACAGUUUGUAUGCGAUCACGAUGACGACUGUGGAGAUGGAUCUGAUGAGUCAUUGGAAUGUGGGUAUCGUCACUGUAAUCCUGGAGAAUUCAGUUGUGCUGAUGGAAGGUGUCUCUCAAAUUCUCAGUGGCAAUGUGAUGGGGACUUUGACUGCCCAGAUCAUUCUGAUGAAGCUCCUAUAAACAUAAAAUGCAAAAGUUCAGAACAGUCAUGCAACAGUUCUUUUUUCAUUUGCAAAAAUGGCAAGUGCAUUCCUCAAAUAGAUGUCUGUGACAAUAAAGAGGAUUGUGGUGAUGGAUCUGAUGAGAGAAACUGCCAUAUCAAUGAAUGCUUGAGUAAGAAAGUCAGUGGCUGUUCUCAAGAUUGUCAGGAUCUUCCUGUUGGGUACAAGUGCAAAUGCUGGCCUGGAUUCCGGCUCAAGGAUGAUGGCAAAACAUGUGUAGACAUUGAUGAAUGUUCAUCUGGCUUUCCCUGUAGCCAGCAAUGCAUCAAUACAUAUGGAACUUACAAAUGCUUAUGUGCAGAUGGGUAUGAAACACAACCUGAUAAUCUCAAUGGCUGUAAAUCUCUUUCAGAUGAGGAGCCUUUCUUAAUUCUGGCUGACCAUCAUGAAAUAAGAAAAAUUAGCACUGAUGGAUCCAACUACACUUCAUUGAAACAGGGGCUAAACAAUGUGAUUGCAAUAGACUUUGAUUAUAGAGAGGAGUUCAUCUAUUGGAUUGAUUCCAGCAGACCAAAUGGCAGCAGAAUAAACAGAAUGUCUUUGAAUGGAAGUGACAUAAAGGUAGUACAUAACACAGCUGUUCCCAAUGCACUAGCUGUUGACUGGAUUGGAAAGAAUCUCUAUUGGUCUGAUGCAGAGAAAAGGAUUAUCGAAGUAUCAAAACUCAAUGGCUUAUACCCCACUGUUCUUGUGAAAAAAAGGGUGAAGUUUCCUAGAGAUCUAUCUUUAGAUCCUCAAGCUGGAUAUUUGUACUGGAUUGAUUGCUGUGAGUAUCCUCACAUUGGCCGUGUUGGUAUGGAUGGCACCAAUCAAACUGUUGUCAUAGAAACACAGAUCUCCAGACCUAUGGCUCUUACAAUAGAUUAUGUCAACAGUAGACUCUACUGGGCUGAUGAAAAUCAUAUUGAGUUUGCUGACAUGGAUGGAUUUCAUAGACAUAAAGUCCCUAAUCAAGAUAUUCCAGGGGUGAUUGCACUAACAUUGUUUGAAGACUACAUCUACUGGACAGAUGGGAAAACCAAGUCACUGAGCCGUGCCCACAAAACCUCUGGAGCAGACAGAAUAUCCCUGAUUAACUCAUGGCAUGCCAUAACAGAUAUCCAGGUGUAUCAUUCUUAUAGACAACCUGAUGUGUCUAAACAUUUGUGUAUGAUAAAUAAUGGUGGCUGCAGUCACUUGUGUCUCUUAGCUCCUGGCAAAACACACACUUGUGCCUGCCCCACUAAUUUUUACCUUGCUGCAGAUAACAAGACCUGCUUGUCAAACUGCACAGCCAGUCAGUUCCGUUGCAAAACUGAUAAAUGUAUUCCAUUCUGGUGGAAAUGUGAUACUGUAGAUGACUGUGGGGAUGGAUCAGAUGAACCUGAAGAAUGUCCUGAAUUUAAAUGUCAACCAGGACGUUUUCAGUGUGGAACUGGACUUUGUGCUCUGCCAGCCUUUAUCUGUGAUGGAGAAAAUGAUUGUGGGGACAAUUCUGAUGAACUCAACUGUGACACACAUGUCUGCCUGUCAGGUCAGUUCAAGUGUACAAAGAAUCAGAAAUGUAUUCCAAUAAAUCUAAGGUGCAAUGGACAGGAUGACUGUGGUGAUGAAGAAGAUGAAAGAGACUGUCCGGAAAACAGCUGUUCUCCAGACCAUUUCCAGUGUAAAACUACAAAACACUGUAUUUCUAAACUGUGGGUAUGUGAUGAGGACCCGGACUGUGCUGAUGGAUCAGAUGAAGCAAACUGUGAGCCUCAAACCUGCACUUUGAAAGACUUUCUCUGCGCAAAUGGAGAUUGUGUUUCUGCGAGAUUCUGGUGUGACGGGGAUUAUGAUUGUGCAGAUGGCUCAGAUGAGCGAUACUGUGAACCUGGUUGUUCAAAAGACCAGUUCCAGUGUUCCAAUGGUCAGUGCAUAUCAGCAAAAUGGAAAUGUGAUGGUCAUGAAGACUGCAAAUUUGGGGAUGAUGAGAAAAAUUGUGAACCAGCAUCUCCAACCUGCUCUUCAAGCGAGUAUGUGUGUGCCAGUGGAGGAUGCAUCUCAGCAUCUUUGAGGUGUAAUGGAGAAUUUGACUGUGCUGAUGGCUCUGAUGAGAUGGAUUGUGUAACAGAAUGUAAAGAAGAUCAGUUUCGAUGCAAAAAUAAGGCCCACUGUAUCCCCAUCAGAUGGCUAUGUGAUGGAAUCCAUGACUGUGUGGAUGGCAGUGAUGAAGAAAACUGUGAAAGAGGGGGAAAUAUAUGUAAAGCCGAUGAGUUUCUGUGCAACAAUUCACUUUGUAAACUCCAUUUUUGGGUGUGUGAUGGAGAAGAUGACUGUGGAGACAACUCAGAUGAAGUCCCUGAAAUGUGUGUCAAAUUUCCAUGCCCACCUACAAGACCCUACAGAUGUAGAAACAACAGGGUUUGUCUGCGACCUGAACAGAUUUGCAAUGAGAUUGAUGACUGUGGUGAUAACUCAGAUGAAGAUCACUGUGGUCCCACUGAAUAUACCUGUGAAGCUGAUGUGAAUCCUUGUGGAGAUGAUGCAUACUGUAAUCAAACAAAAUCAUUCGUUUUCUGUCGGUGUAAGCCUGGAUUUCAGAGGAACAGAAGGAAUAGGCAGUGUGAAGAUAUCAAUGAAUGCAUGAUAUUUGGCACCUGUUCACAUCAAUGUACUAAUAUUAAAGGAUCAUACAAAUGUAUAUGUGAGAGAAAUUAUAAGGAAAAGAAUAACAGCUGCAUAGCAAAAGGCUCUGAAGAUCAAGUUCUCUACAUUGCUAAUGACACUGAUAUCCUGGGUUUUAUAUAUCCAUUCAACUACAGUGAUGUUCAUCAACAAAUUUCACAUGUUGAACAUAAUUCAAGGAUAACUGGGAUGGAUGUAUAUUAUCAAGGUGAUAUGAUUAUUUGGAGUACUCAGUUUAAUCCAGGAGGUAUUUUCUACAAAAAGCUCCAUGGCAGAGAAAGAAGACAAAGUAAUAGUGGUUUGAUCUGUCCUGAAUUCAAAAGACCCAGGGAUAUUGCUGUUGACUGGAUUGCUGGAAAUAUUUACUGGACUGAUCAUUCUAGAAUGCAUUGGUUCAGUUAUUAUACAACUCACUGGACAAGUUUAAGAUACUCCAUCAAUGUAGGACAAUUGAAUGGACCAAACUGUACAAGGUUGCUUACAAAUAUGGCAGGAGAACCGUAUGCAAUUGCUGUAAAUCCUAAAAAGGGGAUGAUGUAUUGGACAGUCAUUGGGGACCACUCUCACAUAGAAGAAGCAGCUAUGGACGGUACUCUAAGAAGGAUAUUGGUACAGAAGAAUUUACAAAGACCUACAGGUCUUGUGGUUGAUCAAUUCAGUCAGCGUUUGUUCUGGGCUGACUUUGAAUUAUCUGUUAUUGGCAGUGUUCUUUUUGAUGGCUCUGAUUCAGUAGUAUCUGUGAGCAGUAAAGAAGGGUUGCUGCAUCCACAUAGAAUUGACAUUUUUGAAGAUUACAUCUAUGGAGCAGGACCUAAAACUGGUGCAUUUAGAGUACAAAAAUUUGGCUCUGGUUCUGUAGAAUAUCUGAAUUUGGAUGUUGAUAAAACAAAAAGUGCCUUGAUUUUUCAUCGCUACAAACAAAUAGAUUCACCUAAUCCUUGCUUGGACUUGACAUGCGAGUUUCUCUGUUUACUCAACCCUUCUGGUGCAGCUUGUGCAUGUCCAGAAGGGAAAUCUUUGAUCAAUGGAACAUGCAGUGAUCUGAGCCUUUCAGAGGAUACAUGUAAACUGACUUGUGAAAAUGGAGGAAGAUGCAUUAUGAAUGAGAAGGGUGAUUUAAGAUGUCACUGUUGGCCAAGCUAUUCUGGAGAAAGAUGUGAAACCAACCACUGUUACAAUUACUGUCAAAAUGGAGGAACGUGUGUAGCCUCUGCUCUUGGGAGGCCUACAUGCAGCUGUGCGCUGGGUUUUACAGGACCAAACUGCAAUCAAACAGUGUGUGAUCAUUUUUGUCAAAAUGGAGGAACCUGCAGUGUCACUGCUGGAAAUCAGCCCUAUUGUCACUGCCUGACUGAGUAUACUGGAGACAGAUGUCAAUAUUAUGUGUGCCACCAUUAUUGUGUGAAUUCUAAAUCUUGUACCAUUGCUGAUGAUGGAAGUGUAGAAUGUGUCUGUCCUGUACAAUAUGAGGGUCCAAAAUGCGAAGUAGACAAGUGUGUAAGAUGCCAUGGUGGGCACUGCAUAAUAAACAAGGACAGUGAUGACAUAAUAUGCAACUGCACUAAUGGAAAAAUUGCCUCUAGCUGUCAAUUAUGUGAUGGCUACUGUUAUAAUGGUGGUGCAUGUCAGCUGGACCCAGAGACAAAUAUACCGGUCUGUCUAUGCUCUGUGGGGUUUAAAAGUCAGCGCUGUGACCAGAAAGUGAACCCUUGUGAUUACUACUGUCAGAAUGAGGGAAUUUGCACUUUAACUGCGUUUAAUGAACCGAGAUGCAAAUGUUCAGCCAACUGGUCAGGCACGCAGUGCGAGAGGCCAGCUCCCAAGAGCAGCAAGUCUGACAAUAUCAGUACAAGAAGCAUUGCAAUCAUUGUUCCUCUUGUUCUCUUGGUGACUUUGAUCACUACUCUGGUAAUUGGUCUACUUCUUUGUAAAAGAAAACGAAGGACAAAAACUAUCCGAAGACAACCAAUGAUAAAUGGAGGAAUCAAUGUAGAAAUUGGUAAUCCAUCAUACAAUAUGUAUGAGGUUGGCCAUGAUCACAAUGAAGGGGGACUUUUAGAUCCAGAUUUCACAGUAAAUCCAGAAAAGGCCAGGUAUAUAGGGGGAGGGUCCACUGCAUUCAAGCUUCCCCACACAGCACCGCCAAUCUACCUAAACUCUGAUUUGAAAGGACCACUAACUGCAGGGCCAACAAAUUACUCUAAUCCAGUGUACGCAAAGUUAUAUAUGGAUGGGCAAAACUGUCGAAACUCAUUAGCAAGUGUUGAUGAAAGAAAAGAACUCCUUCCAAAGAAAAUAGAUAUUGGGAUAAGGGAGACUAUGGCAUAAUCCUCUGUUACCUUUUAUACUCUGUAUAAAUGUAUAAAAUAUAAGGAUUACUUUUCUAUGUACCCAACAGUAUUAUAAUUGUUUUGUUAUCAGCAUUACCUCUGUUUUUUUGUUUGGUUGAUUGUUUUCUGGGUUUUUCUUUUGCUGAUGACUUUUGACUGACCAUUUGUAAGGUAUUUUUAUGAAAAAGAAACUGCACUACAGUACAAUUUACAACAAUGCUGCUGAUACACCUUUGAAUUUGUUAAAAUUAAAAACAACAUUUGUUUGUAUUGUGAAUAUGAGCAAUCUAUUUUGUAUGAACUUUUUUGGUUCUACUUAAUCAAUGAAGAUGAUAUCUGCACCUUUUGAUUAUAUAGUCUGAAAGCUGUAGUACAGUGUGUAAUUUUGUUUGUUUUAAAUGGUGAAAGAAUGACUGAAUGGUCUACUCUCUUUGUGCCCAUUAGAAUUUCACCCCAGAUCCUGUUAAAAGUAGAUAACUUUUUUUCACAAAUCAAACAUAACUUGCUUUUAAAAUUAGUGUUAGGUUGCCAAGAAGUAAACAAGACUACAGAAUCAAACCAUCUAAUGAUCUGCAUGAACACAAAUGAGUGUUUCAGAAAUUCAGUGAUUGUACAUGAUAUACUAAACAUAUAUACCAUGUAAACAACCUUGUAUUUAGUAAAACCUUAUAGACCAUAGUAGAACUACAUCUUGAAAGUUGAAAGAUCUUUCUUGCUGUGGGACAAGGCCUAUGAACUCCAGCAGUCCUGUAGUACAGUAGCCACCCUAGAGCACAAGAGGGCAUCGCCUACACAUGUAUUAUAUGUUUAUUCACUCAAUCACAUGCAAUAUUUGUGGAUGAUCAAUCCGUUAUCACACACCAAGCAGUAGAACAAAAAUAAAAUGUAAGCACACACAUUGAUAACAGUAUUCUGAUUUACCCAGUAAGAAAAAAAAUCAUCCUUGCUCAGAGAUAUUAAAGAAUUCAAAACAUAGCAGUUUAUACUGAUGAUGAUGAUAGUCUAUGAUACCGCUGAUCAAUAUUAUAUAUUACUGAAACGUAUUUCAGACCAAUUGUGAAUUAAUUUUAAUACUUUUGGGUUAAAUGUCAAAACCCCAUUAUCAAAAGUGGAGAGUAUCAAUGUAAUUGGUUUCCAGUACUUUCUCUGGUACUGGUUUAUUUUAUGUAGUUGUGAAGAAUAAAAA